Gossypium raimondii (Peruvian cotton) is the source of this 1205-nucleotide messenger RNA. RefSeq names its product dephospho-CoA kinase. The coding region runs from base 238 to 930 and encodes 230 amino acids. The record is from RefSeq and is a predicted model, not a curated record. Gene Ontology annotation, biological process: coenzyme A biosynthetic process. Gene Ontology annotation, molecular function: dephospho-CoA kinase activity; ATP binding. NCBI's taxonomy places the organism in Eukaryota, Viridiplantae, Streptophyta, Magnoliopsida, Malvales, Malvaceae. The transcript has 4 exons.
CAAAUUUACGACAUUAUACUACUGUGUAUGGUGUGCUCCACUUUCAGGUGUGUGUAAAUGAGGUGGUAAGUUGAGCCAUUUUGGGCAGAAACAAAGAAAGCCGAAUGCUGCUGGGUUCUUUUGGGAUCCAAAGGGUGUUGGUGACACGAGUUUUAUUUCUCUAUCUUCGGUAGUAAGGUAAGCGGCGAAGGAAACAGGGGAUUGGUCAAAGGGAAAGAUCUGAAACAGGGAGCAAAAAUGAGGUUAGUAGGACUGACCGGCGGGAUUGCUUCAGGGAAGAGUACUGUCUCUUCCAUGUUCAAGCACAACCAUAUUCCCGUCGUCGAUGCUGACAUCAUCGCUCGGGAUGCCUUGAAGAAGAACUCCGGCGGGUACAAAAAAGUGGUGGCGGCGUUCGGACCGGACAUUCUACAAGAUGAUGGCCAAGUUGAUCGUUUGAAAUUGGGACGAAUUGUCUUCUCUGAUGCCUCCAAACGUCAACUCCUUAACCGGUUAUUGGCUCCCUAUAUAUCUUCUGGCAUAUUUUUAGAAAUUUUCAAGCUUUGGAUAAAAGGUCAUAAGGUGAUAGUUCUAGACAUUCCGUUGUUGUUUGAGGCCAAGAUGGAUAAGUGGACAAAACCAAUUGUUGUUGUAUGGGUUGAUCCUGAAACACAACUUCGACGACUUAUGGAAAGAGAUAAUUCGACAGAGGAGGAUGCCAGAAACAGGAUCAAUGCUCAAAUGUCUCUAGAUUUGAAGAAGAGCCAAGCAGAUAUUGUGAUAGAUAACACUGGCUCACGUCAGGACUUGCAGGAAAGGUUCAGUGAGGUAUUGUCGCAGGUCAAAAGGCCCUUGACAUGGACUGAAUUCUGGCUUUCAAGGGAUGGAGCCUUGUCAGCUUUACUUGGUGUGAUAAUAGUUAUUCUUGCAGGCAAGAAAUUAUUUUGGUAAUUUAUAGGUACUACAAUCACCACCAAGGCACCAACUUGUGGUUUCAAACUGGCUAUAAAUCUAGUCUAUUAUUGAAGAGGAGGUGAUGUUGUUGUAGUUUUAAAUGACAGCAAAUAAGAUGAAUUAUGCUUACUCCUGCCAAUUUUAUAUUUAAGAAUUCACUACUGCACCUUUCACUUAAAGGUUGUAGAAUGUUGGUUUUCUUUCGAUUGCUAACUGUGAUAAACUAAGUUUUUUACACCAUGAAACUUAGAUUUACUUUCAAACUCUUUAAA